Messenger RNA from Thalassophryne amazonica, 2710 nucleotides. RefSeq lists its product as uncharacterized. The record is from RefSeq and is a predicted model, not a curated record. NCBI's taxonomy places the organism in Eukaryota, Metazoa, Chordata, Actinopteri, Batrachoidiformes, Batrachoididae. Gene Ontology annotation, molecular function: ubiquitin-protein transferase activity. The transcript is spliced from 11 exons. The coding region runs from base 77 to 2710 and encodes 877 amino acids.
CCAAAGAAAUAGCAGCACCAACACUGACAAAGACAUUCUACUUCAGAGACUGAAAGAAAAAAUUGGAACACGGAAAAUGAAAUCAAAAACAAAAAGAGCACUCACUGACACACUAAAUGCACCACAAACUAAAAAGGACAUGACACGAUCCGGGAAUACCUCAGCUGAGAAGACUACCAGGAAGAUUGAAGUUGGGUGGCUUCAUUUUAGCAGUAACCAAUAUCAUCAAGUGAGGACCAGAAAUGGUGGUGGUACGAGACAUACAACAGUGGAAAAAACAACAACUGUUGCCCAGAUUUUGGAAAUGGCAAAAGGACUAUUUUUUCCAAACGGGAAUUCAACGAAAGGACCUGUUGAGGACUUUACUUUCACUAUCUGUGAUUUUAAAAGAAACCAGAUACCUAUGGAGGACACUGUUGGCAACAUCUAUGAACAAACCAAACUGAGGCUGCUUAGAUUUUAUCUUUGCUCAAAAGAAGCAGAAGUGGAUGAAGAUGGAGUUUUUUCUUCUGAGGUUUUCAGUGAGGAAGAAGAUCUGCAGGCCGCUGUACAUGAUGUCAGUGAUCCCACUGGAGAUGUGCUGGAACUGAGAUCGUCAUCUGAUAGUGACAAUGAGGAACAGGCUGUGGAUUUUCCAGUACUACAUCCAAUUUCAAGAAAACAAAGAACAUCUGAGACUGUGGCUUCUCAAAGUCCAGAGAGAUUACAUCAUCUUUGUUCAACCCCAACACACACCAGUCACAGUUCCAAACAAUUACAACCUAACGAAGGAUGUUCUGAAGGUUUUGAGGUUCUAGGAAUGGAUGAAACUGUGGAAUGGGACCCAGAAGAUCACACCAGCAGAGAAAGUGAUGACAACGUAGUUGUGAUCACACUGAAUUGUGACCAAGAGUAUGAAGCACAGAGUUCCCAGCACAGUGAAUUACUGCUGAAAGGCUUACAUUUCCAGCUGUCUGAUGACCUGUAUACCGUACAGAAGCAGUCCGCAGAGGAAUCAGUCCAAAAUGUACAGGACAAUGGACAACUUCCCAGACCACCUGAUUUGCCUUUAGAUUCAAGCAGCCAGCUCUCCCCAUCAUCUACAGCUGACAAUUUGGAAAAUUCAGGGAACUCACAAUGUAUAUCAGUUCGCAGAAUCAAGGUUGUUGAUGAUCUUUUGUCUGUCUUUAUGGAUAGCAAGAUAAUGAAUAUCAAUCUUAAAAUGGUCAUUGUAAAUGAAAAAGCUGUUGAUGAUGAUGGAGUCUCUAGAGAAAUUUACACAGCUUUCUGGGAACAGUUUCUAGACUACUGUGAAGGGGAAGAUGAACGGGUCCCCAGAUUGAGGCCAGAUUUCUGGGAUAGUGAGUGGCAGGCUGUGGGUAGGAUCUGGGUGAAAGGACUACUUGACCAUGGUGUGCUACCUGUGAGGCUGUGCAAGGCUUUCAUUUUAGCCUGCAUUCAUGGCAUUGACUAUGUUGAUGAAGACAUUUUAAUGUCGUCAUUCCUUAACUAUCUCCCUUUAGUUGAAAGAUCAGCUGUGGAAAGUGCCCUUCACGGUACAAUGGAUGACAGUAAUGAAGAUGAUCUGAUGGAUUUGUUCACUAGAAUGGGGUCUCAUUCCCUCCCUCCAAAGAACAACUUUAAGGCAGCUAUUGAAACAAUGGCACAUAAAGCAAUCUUACAGGAGCCUAAAUACGUUAUUGACUGUUUCGCCAUACCCAUGGCACAGGUGGCGCACUGCAGAGCCGAGGAACACCUGCUGCUCAUCACCAACUCGCACCAGAGGCUCAUCUGGGGCUCAUCAGGAGUGCAAAACAAGAGGAGCACUUCAGACAGAGACCGGGUGGUGGUCGGAAUCUCAGACAAAAAAUUAUCACAGAGGCUGGAGCUGAUCCCAAAUCUCAUUCUGGAUAUGACCGUACAGGAAGUGCAGCAGUCGGAGGAACUUAAAGUGCAGCGUCUAUAUGAGCUCAUUAUCAGCGAACAGGAGUUUGACUCACUGAAAACACAGCCUGUGAAAACUGAACUACAACAAAAUGCUCAGACCUAUGCAGUGGCCACAGAACACCGAGUUGCCAUACCUCUGUUAGCUGCGGUGAAGGAGGAGCUAGGCCGAAUGGAGGCCAGUGACAUCACUGAAGCCAUGACAGAGCCCACGGAGUGGUGUGCACUGAUGGUACCUGUCCAGAAAAAGAAUGGAAGGGUACGAAUUUGUGUCGACUUGGAGAGGCUGAACAGAGCUGUUAAAAGAGAGAGGUUCACUUUUCCAAGAUCUGAGGAAAUGAUAGCUCAGCUGAGUGGUUACACAGUCUUCUCUUCUUUGAACGCAGCUUCUGGAUUCUGGCAAAUCCCUCUGGACAAAGAUAUCCAAAGACUGACCACCUUCGUAACACCCUAUGGGAGUCCGCUGCCAGAGAUGUCUUAUGCACCGGGGAAAGCACUGGUUGAGGCUGACGUGCUGUCCAGGAGCCCGCAGCAGGAAGCGGAGCACCAUGGAGACAGCCACACAGAUGUUGAGUGCUACAUUGCUACUGUGCUCCUCACAUUGUUUGGCUGUGAAGGAAGUCUUUAUAUCGCUUCUUCUGUCUGCCUCUGCUCAGCCUUCUUUGAGUUGUUGGUAAAAGACUUGCUGUGGGAGGUGAUCAUCACUCAUCCUGACAACAUGGCCACACCAUCUAAGUUGAUUCUUGAUGACGCAGGCUUCAAUGCUGGUCGAGGUGGUUUCUUGUAG